GAUGAAAACGUGUGCACUGGACACAAUGUGAAUUGAUUGUGAAAUGUUUAAAACCUUUUGUGUUGUAAACAUUGUGCUGUUUGUCGUCUUCAGGCUUCAGGUGUGUAUAGAGCAGAUAGCGCUGGAUACUAUAGCGCACCUCUGUGACGGUGACGCACGAACUGCUCUCAACGGUCUUCAGCUGGCUGUGCAGGCGUGUGUUUUGCAGUUGCGCACAUCUUCCUCCAAAGCCGACGGAGCUCCUCAGCAGAUCAUAGUGCGAGAGAAACACAUUAAAGAGGGUCUUCAGAGAUCACACAUUCUUUAUGAUAAAGCAGGUGAGGAGCACUACAACUGUAUCUCAGCCCUACACAAGUCAAUGAGAGGCUCAGAGGAAAACGCUGCCCUCUAUUGGCUGGGCAGAAUGCUGGAGGGAGGUGAAGACCCAUUGUAUGUAGCUCGUAGACUUGUCCGAUUUGCUAGUGAGGAUAUUGGUCUGGCAGAUCCUGUGGCGCUCACUCAGGCUGUAUCAGUGUUUCAGGCCUGUCACUUCAUCGGCAUGCCCGAAUGUGAGGUCAUUCUAGCCCAGUGUGUGGUUUAUAUGGCCAGAGCCCCCAAGUCUGUGGAGGUGUACAAGGCCUAUAAUAAUGUGAAGAGCUGUUUGAGAAACCAUCAAGGCCCGUUACCGCCCGUACCCCUCCACCUACGCAAUGCCCCUACCAAACUAAUGAAGAAUCUGGGCUACGCGAAAGGAUACAAAUACAACCCAAACUUCAAUGGGCCAGUAAACCAAGAAUACCUUCCUGAGGAACUCCGAGGUGUCAAUUUCUUUAGCUGGACACCCUCCAGUUCAUGACUUAAUGAGAAAUGGACUUAAAAGUCUGCACUUUUGCUUUUGUCUUCAUCAGUGUUGCACUGUCAAAUCACAUAUCUUGCUCGGAGCCAAAUGUUGCGUAUUAUAAAUGGAAAAACGGCAUUUGCUUAUACUGUUAAUAAUUAUUUUAUACCAUGUAUGGUUUUAUAUAUAUAUAAAAAUAAAAUACUCUGAUCCUCUGUCUGCUGAAAUCAGUGAGAAAAAUUAUUCAUCAUGCUUUGAUUCUAUAUACACUGGUGGCCAAAAGUUUGGAAUAAUGUACAGAUUUUGCUGUUUCAGAAGGAAAUUGGAACUUAAAGUGGCAUUCGACUGAUCACAAAGUAUAGUCAGGGACAUUACUGAUGUAAAAACCUCACUAUUUGAAAAAAGUCAUUUGUGGUAAAAUCUAGACAGGCCCCAUUUCCAGCAGCCAUCACUCCUUCACCUUAUCCUUGAGUAAUCGUGCUAAAUUGAUCAUUUGGUACUAGAAAAUCA
Messenger RNA from Xyrauchen texanus (razorback sucker), 1327 nucleotides. Its product is annotated as ATPase WRNIP1-like. Gene Ontology annotation, biological process: DNA-templated DNA replication; regulation of DNA repair. The transcript has 4 exons. NCBI's taxonomy places the organism in Eukaryota, Metazoa, Chordata, Actinopteri, Cypriniformes, Catostomidae. Gene Ontology annotation, cellular component: nucleus. The record is from RefSeq and is a predicted model, not a curated record. Gene Ontology annotation, molecular function: DNA binding; single-stranded DNA helicase activity; enzyme activator activity. Bases 44 to 835 code for a protein of 263 amino acids.